Molecule: messenger RNA, 1360 nt
Organism: Brassica rapa (field mustard)
Lineage: Eukaryota; Viridiplantae; Streptophyta; Magnoliopsida; Brassicales; Brassicaceae
Source: RefSeq, a predicted model, not a curated record
AUAUGUAGGAAGACACAGAAGUAUAUAGUCCAGAUUCACACAAUAAUACUUCAUUGUUUAGGAUGACAGUAGUAUGACACUAUUCUUUUUUUGAACGACUUUUGACAGUAGGAUGACAGUAUUCAAGAAAGAAAAAAUGUGAGUGUGAUCUCCAUGUAACAAACAAGAACUCUCUCUCUCUCUCUCUUGAUUUCAUAGAGGAUUAAUGUGUCUAGGUGAGUAUUCUACCAGAUGUGAAACUCAACAGAUUUGGGUAACUAUGAAAUGAAACAAAAACAAAAAAAUACUAGAAGGAAACAUAAAAAAGAACGCUAGAAGGAGGGGUCGAACCUCCGACCUUGUGGUUAACAGCCACACGCUCUAACCAACUGAGCUAUUCCAGCUGUUGUUAUUUUAAAUCGAAUAACUAGUUUUGGUUGCUUGAUUAAUGAAUGGGCUUACAAAAGCUGUAACAAGGGCCCAAUAGCAAUCCACCAUAAAGGAGAAAAACAACUAAUUAACUCUCAGAAUCGAAAUCGUCUGUUUUUGAGAAAUUGCAGAGCCGUUAAACCCUAGUGUGUGUCGUCGUCUGACGGAGAAGAAAGCACCGGUGAAGAAGAAGAAGAUAAUAAUCAGAUGUCAGAUAACAAAGACCACAUCUCCGACUCAGACUCAGACGGCGCACCGGAGGAAUUCACAGAGGAACAGGCACAGUUGGAAGAUGCAGCCUUGAGGAAGAUAGAGAGAGAGAAUAAGGCUAGGGUUGCCCGCGAGAAGAAAGAGAGUCGAAGGCGUUUAGCAGAGAAGAUAACGCCAAGGAAACCACGAAAGGUUGAAACUUUCGAAGAUAUAGAAGAGGAAGAAGAGCAUGAGGAAGACCCUGAAGCUCUGGCAAACAAGGGGUUCCUUUCCAAAAACAUCAUUGACUUUCUUGCACAGCGGGAGAAACAGAAAAACAGUUCGGAUUCUGAAGAAGAGGAGGCCAACAAAGACCACCCGAGAAAGAAAAAGCGAAAGAGCUCAGGUAUUGAGACGUUAUACAAGGAGAUUCCACCACCAGAAUGCUUGAAAACAGGGUUAGAUUUCUUAAAGAAGCGUAAAGCACAAGUCCCUAGAUCAUCUUCAAUCCUCAACAACUCCAGCCAAGCUCUCCGACUUGUCACCGGGGCCAAGAAGCAGCCACAGAGAAAAUAAAACUCGUUAAAGAUUCCAAAAUCCUCGUGUGCUUCUUCUUCAAUGCCAUUACAGUUUUGUUUUAGUUGACAGUUCAUUAGAUAUUUCUUUAUUUGCAAAAGAGCCCUCCAGUUUGUUAAAAACGUGAAUUAAAGCCAUUAAAUACUAAUUUAUAUAUUUUCCCUCCAGUUGUUUAAAGAGGGCUUUU